AUGUAACAAAAAUUAAUUAAAGAACUUAAAGAGUUGACUAUUGAUAGCCCUUUACCUGGGGUUAAAAUAACAUCAUAUCCUGAAGCGAGAUUAAUGUAAAUAAUUAUUAUAUAAAUAUAAGAUGGACGGCAAUAAUGGAAGGACCAGAAGGCACACCUUAUCAAGGAGGACAUUUUGAAGUUUUAAUCUGCUUUCCAGAGAAUUAUCCAUUUAAACCUCCAAAAUUUUAUUUCUAAACUAAAAUAUUCCAUCCAAAUAUUGGUGAAGAUGGCCGGCUUUGUGCGUAUUGUUUUUUACCCGAUGUAUUUUGAUUCAAUUAGAAAGUCUGAUUGGUAACCAACAAAUACGGUCAAAUAUGCAUUGGAGAAAAUCUUAAAUCUCUUAAGAAACGUCAAUUUUAAUGACGAUUUAAACAAAAAAGCAAUGUAGAUGUACCGUGAAGACAAGAAUAAAUUUGAAGAGUUUGCUAGAUUUGAAACUAUAAUGUAUGCUACAUGA
Molecule: messenger RNA, 498 nt
Organism: Paramecium primaurelia
Lineage: Eukaryota; Ciliophora; Oligohymenophorea; Peniculida; Parameciidae
Source: the annotation of a GenBank genome assembly